Messenger RNA from Sporothrix schenckii 1099-18, 1698 nucleotides. RefSeq lists its product as uncharacterized. Bases 1 to 1698 code for a protein of 565 amino acids. Lineage: Eukaryota; Fungi; Ascomycota; Sordariomycetes; Ophiostomatales; Ophiostomataceae. Gene Ontology annotation, cellular component: membrane. Gene Ontology annotation, molecular function: carbohydrate:proton symporter activity. The record is from RefSeq and is a predicted model, not a curated record. The transcript has 4 exons. Gene Ontology annotation, biological process: transmembrane transport; carbohydrate transport.
AUGGCCAAAGAGGAAGUCGACGCGCCGGUGGCGACGGCCCCUGAGAUUGAAACGGCGCCGGCACCGGCACCGGUCCACGGCGUCUACAUUGCCGAGGGCACGGGCAAGACGGCGCAAAACGAGGGCGCCACGUCCAAGGAAGUGCACAAUGCCGAGCUCUUUGCGGCCAUCCAAGAGAGCAACAUCCCGCGGUGGAGCAAGUCGUCAAUCCAUCUGUACUUUUGCAUCUUCAUCGCGUUUUGCUCGUCGUACGCCAACGGCUACGAUGGCUCCAUCUUCAGCUCCAUCCUGGGCAUGGCCCAGUUCCAAAAGGACAUUCCCAUUGGCACCGACGGCUCCAAGGUCUCGGUGGUGACGUCCCUCUACAACGUUGGAAGCAUCGUCACGACUCCCAUUGCCGCGCUGAUCAGCGACCGCUUCGGCCGCCGCAUCGGCAUGCUCGUGGGGGCCAUCGGGAUCAUCAUCGGCAGCAUCGUGACGGCGACCUCGGGCACCAUGGCGCAGCUGACGGUGGGCCGCUUCAUCCUCGGCAGCGGCGUGCAGUUCAUGACCGUGGCCGCGCCCGCGUACGCCAUUGAGAUUGCGCCGCCGCACUGGCGCGGCCGCUGCACGGGCCUGUACAACUGCGGCUGGUUUGCGGGCGCGGUGCCGGCGGCGUGCAUCACGUACGGCACGCAGUUUAUCAACAGCAGCUAUGCGUGGAAGGUGCCGCUGAUCCUGCAGAACCUGGCGAGCGUGAUUGUGGUGUUUUCGGUGUGGUUCAUCCCCGAGUCGCCGCGGUUCCUGUUUGCCAAGGCGCGCGACGACGAGGCCAUUGACUUCCUGGUGACCUACCACGGCAACGGCAACCGCCAGUCGCGGCUGGUGCUGCUGGAAAUCGAGGAGAUCCGCGAGAGCAUCCGCCAGGACGCCGUCGACAAGGCCAAGCCGUGGUGGGACUACUCGCCCUUCUUCACGCACAACGGCCGCUGGCGCGCGGCGCAGGCCAUCAUGAUGGGCGUCUUUGGCCAGUUCUCGGGCAACGGCCUCGGCUACUUCAACGUGCAGAUCUACAAGCUCAUCGGCGUCGACUCGCAGUCGCAGCAGCUCGGCUACCAGAUCCUGUACCAGGUCGUCGGCGCCAUCGGCGCCCUGACCGCCGUGUCGCUGACCGACCGCAUGCCGCGCCGCCCCGUCCUCAUCUACGGCACCUUUGGCGUCGCCUGCCUGCUGGCCAUCAACGCCGGCCUCACCAACGCCAUCGCCAACGACCAGGCCGCCCACGGCGGCGUCAUCACCAACAAGAACAACGCCCGCGGCGCCCUGGCCUUUUACUUUUUGUUCCAGACCUUUUACUCCUUCACCUACACCCCGCUGCAGGGCGUCGUCCCCGCCGAGGCCCUCGACACCACGCUGCGCGCCAAGGGCCUCGCCCUCUACGGCUUCGCCGUCGGCGCCGUCGGCUUCAUCAACACCUACGCCGGCCCCAUUGCCCUCGCCAACAUCACCUACAAGUACAUCUACGUCUUUGUCGGCUGGGACGUCGUCGAGGCCAUCCUCUGGUACUUUCUCUGUGUCGAGGCCCAAGGCCGCUCCCUCGAGGAGCUCGAGUGGGUCUACAACCAGCCCAACCCCGUCAAGGCCUCGCAAAAGGUCGACAAGGUCGUCCUGCAGGCCGACGGCACUGUCAGCGAGAAGAUUGUCGAGCACGCGGAGUGA